Messenger RNA from Phaethon lepturus (White-tailed tropicbird), 1170 nucleotides. Its product is annotated as probable acyl-CoA dehydrogenase 6. The transcript is spliced from 8 exons. NCBI's taxonomy places the organism in Eukaryota, Metazoa, Chordata, Aves, Phaethontiformes, Phaethontidae. Gene Ontology annotation, molecular function: flavin adenine dinucleotide binding; acyl-CoA dehydrogenase activity. The coding region runs from base 1 to 1170 and encodes 389 amino acids. Gene Ontology annotation, biological process: fatty acid beta-oxidation using acyl-CoA dehydrogenase. The record is from RefSeq and is a predicted model, not a curated record.
AUGACUGCACCGACCAGGUGCCUGCAGGGUAUGAAAUACGCGUGUUCGCUAUUGUGCUUGCGUCUAACGUGGAUUUUGAGCUACGGCGGUAACUUAACACGGGGACACGACCUGCACGUGGUCUUGCUCUGUGCUGACUUGACUGCUGCGCGCGAGGAAGGUGAGCUCCGCCUGAGCGCCUUGGGGGAAUAUGGCGGCAUGGGCUUGGACUUCUCAUAUAACGUUGCAGUGGCAGAAGAGCUGGGAAAUAUCCGCUGUGGAGGUAUUCCUAUGGCUAUUGGAGUGCAAGCUGGCAUGGCUACUCCUGCUCUUACAAGGUUUGGUUCUGAUGAGUUGAAAAAACAGUUCCUCGUACCAACUAUAGCUGGAGAUUUCGUGGUUUGCUUGGGAGUCAGUGAAGCUGGAGCUGGGUCAGAUGUCGCAAAUAUCAAGACGACAGCUGUGAGAAAAGGCGAUGAAUAUGUCAUAAAUGGUGGUAAGAUGUGGACUACGUCUGGAUGCCAAGCGGACUGGAUGUGCCUGCUGGCAAACACCAGUGAAGGACCUCCCCAUCGAAAUAAAUCUCUCAUAUGUCUGCCAAUGAAUCUACCUGGCAUUCAUGUUGCUAAAAAGAUAGACAAACUGGGCAUGAGGUCAUCGGACACAGCUCAGAUCUUUUUUGAAGACGUAAGGGUCCCCAGAAAAAACCUCAUCGGUGAGGAAGGAAAGGGUUUUACAUAUCAGAUGUUGCAAUUUCAAGAAGAGCGGCUGUGGGCAGUAGCUACUGUCCUGACACCGCUGGAAACUGUUAUACAAGAAACUAUUGACUACACUCGCCAGCGGAAGGUGUUUGACCAGUCCGUCCUGCACAACCAAGCCGUGCACUUCCGCCUGGCCGAGCUGGCAACCGAACUGGAGCUCCUUCGCUCGCUGCUGUACCGCACCACUGCUCUCUAUGUGGAAGGCAAUGAUGUGACAAAGUUUGCUUCCAUGGCUAAGCUAAAGGCAGGUCGUCUGUCACGUGAAGUGACUGAUAGCUGUCUCCAGUUUUGGGGAGGAAUGGGAUUCACCAGUGAGGUUCUGGUGAGCAGGCUUUACAGAGACUUGAGAUUAAUGUCAAUAGGAGGUGGUACAGAUGAAACCAUGCUUUCCAUCAUAUGCAAAUACAUGGAAACACUUCCAAGCAAGUGA